AUGGAUAAACAUAAGGAGAAAAUAGCUGGCGUUAAGACUUUUGAAUUACGUACCAAGUCUAAGGAUCAAUUGGAACAACAAUUGGUUGAAUUGAAGCAAGAAUUGGCCAACUUGAAGGUUCAAAAAUUGCAAAAACCAUCCUUACCAAGAAUUCACACUGUCAGAAAGAACAUUGCUAGAGUUUUAACUGUUAUUAACUUGAACCAAAGAGAAGCUGUUAAAGCUUUCUAUGCUGGUAAGAAAUAUCAACCAAAAGACUUGAGGUUGAAGAAGACCAGAGCUAUCAGAAGACACUUGUCCAAAUUCGAGAAGAAGCAAAUCACUGAAAAGGCAAGAAAGCAAAAAAUCGCUUUCCCUCAAAGAAAAUACGCCAUUAAGGCUUAA
Molecule: messenger RNA, 384 nt
Organism: Priceomyces carsonii
Lineage: Eukaryota; Fungi; Ascomycota; Pichiomycetes; Serinales; Debaryomycetaceae
Gene: RPL35
Product: 60S ribosomal protein uL29
Exons: 2
Coding region: 1-384 (127 amino acids)
Biological process (GO): translation; maturation of LSU-rRNA from tricistronic rRNA transcript (SSU-rRNA, 5.8S rRNA, LSU-rRNA)
Cellular component (GO): ribosome; cytosolic large ribosomal subunit
Molecular function (GO): structural constituent of ribosome; mRNA binding
Source: RefSeq, a predicted model, not a curated record